GGAAAACUCCGUCGUCAAGGUCCAACAGAAGGCCGGAAAAGCGUUGCGUUUGGCUCGUUAUAAAAGCAGACGAUCAUUGGAACAAACGAUCACAGUUCACUUGCAACGUUUUCGCGAUCAUAUCCAAUCGAUCAAAGCACUCAACUGUGACCAUGAAGGGAUUCAUCGCGAUCGCUGUGUUGGCUCUGGCCACUGUCUCCCAGGGAUUAUAUCUGCCAGCGGUGCAGUCGGUCCUUCCGUACGCCUACAGCUCUGGCCUCCAUGGCCUGGGUGCCUAUGAUGGUCUGGGCCAUUACUCGUCGCUCGGUGGACUGGGAUACUCGUCCGUGCUGGACCAUGGCCUUUCCUACCCGUACUCGGCCGCUCUUCCGUACUCUGUCUACAACAACGGUCUGUAUGGAGGAUACUAUGGUGCCAAGUACGCCCCAACGGUGGUCCAGGCCAACGUGAACACUCUGAAGACGGUCAGCCCGCUUGGUCUGUAUGGAGGAUACGGUGUGGAGCACGGAUACGGUCUCGGUCACGGAUACGGCUACGGAUACAACAACUACCUCCCAGUCCAGGGUCAUGCUGCGAAGUACGUUGCUGCCAACCCAGGAGCCGUUCAUGUGGCUCAGGACAACGUGAACACUCUGAAGACGGUCAGCCCGCUGGAUCUGUAUGGAGGAUACGGUGUGGAGCACGGAUACGGACUCGGUCACGGAUACGGCUACGGAUACAACAACUACCUCCCAGUCCAGGGCCAUGCUGCGAAGUACGUUGCUGCCAACCCGGGAGCCGUCCAUGUGGCUCCUCUACCAGGCCAUCUAGUCAACCAGAAGUCGAUUGUGGCGUAAAUGACUGUGAUCUCGAUCAAACGUGUAUGGAAUUGUAAAUAA
Molecule: messenger RNA, 878 nt
Organism: Anopheles arabiensis
Lineage: Eukaryota; Metazoa; Arthropoda; Insecta; Diptera; Culicidae
Product: shematrin-like protein 1
Exons: 2
Coding region: 153-836 (227 amino acids)
Source: RefSeq, a predicted model, not a curated record